AGGAUCAAACUCGCGUCUCAGGGUCGAACGGUACGAGGCCUCAAGAAGCAUGCACACUGCGAUGCUGUCCUGAUUCUUCCUCUCCGUCCGGCACCUCGAUGAACGCGGGGAAAAGAAAAUCUCACGCCUUUGAUUUACUGUCCGGCACUAACUUGAAUAAUACUCACGUCUCAUGGAGAGUGGACAAACAUAUCCACCCUUCGAUGCUUUCCUGAUUUCUUCCUCUCCGUCCGGCGUCUCACUGAACGCGGGAAAAGAAAAUAACAUUCGAGGUGAUCGAGACGAGCGACCUUCAUCCUGACAGCUUACGAGAUUGACCGGCGUCUCCGACUGAAAACCAGACACUUUAAUUAACGUAAUAAACAUCGUGAAUACAGCGUUUUAAUUAUGCAGGGCAGGUGUAUCUAGCUGGGCGGGAGAGACGCAGGUGUGUUUUCUAUGGAAAUGGAUGGCGAAAUAGGCUGUAUAAUUGCAGCUCUGCCUUCGUCCUGCCCCAGUGUUCCUAACCUUCCUUUCGCGACGCGGCGUGAGUGUAGGCUGUACCUUACCUUCACGGGUCAUUCACAAGCCUCUUAGUAGUGCUGAGAGCCGUGUGCCCUCCACCCCCCGCCGUCUGGUACUUAGCUAUCUUUUGUCGAAGGAGUGGCGACGCAGUGAAUAUAAUAGUCUUGGCGCGCCGCGGCCUCUCCUCUGAAGACCGCUGGGACAGAAGGCCUCCCGCCGCAUCGCCGCUGCCUUCACCCCGCGAGGCCAAUGCUGCGUCCAGGGCGGCUGCUGGUGCCUUACUGCAAUAAGCGACUCCGUCUGCCGGUGCUCCUCGGCCUCUGCUUAACCUGUGGACUGUUGCUGGGCUACCUCCGUCAGCAGGACGGCUACAGUGACGCCUCUGCAGUUCCAGUCUUCGACCUUGUCCAGAGAGCAGCGAUAAGGACGACGCACGAUGUGCUCAAAGCUGAGGCUGAGGCGGACCACAGCACCAACACAGUGGACCAGACCGUGGCCCUGCAGCCGCCGAGGACACUCAUGCCCCCCGUGCCGCCGCCCUUCAGCCCCCACCCCGACUUUCCCUACAGGUACCUGAUCAACGAGCCUCACCUGUGCGAGGGCGAGGUGUUCGUCAUCAACAUGGUGCCCAUCGCCAGGACCAGCUUCGCGGCGCGGCAGAGAAUCAGGGCGCUGUGGGGGAACAGGACCGUGGCCGCGGUGGGCAGCCUUGGGAUGCGAACCGUGUUUGUGGUGGGUGUGAGUGGAGCAGCAGCAGCAGCAGCAGCAGCAGCGAGCCAGCAGACGCAGCGGCGGAUAGAGGAGGAAGCCCGCGCCCACCGCGACAUUAUCCAGGUGGACUUCGUGGACUCCUACCGUAACCUGACGCUGAAGACCCUCACCAUGCUGCACUGGACCCUCACGCACUGUCCUCACGCCGCCUGGCUCCUCAAGAGUGACGAGGACGUGUUCAUCAACCCGUUUGCGUUGAUGAGUGCCCUCAAGCACCAUGCGAAUGCGAGCUUCGUGUGUAGGGUGAACGAGGUGCCCCCAGUGUGUCGCAAGGGUGACAACUGUCACAGUAAGUGGGUUGUGUCUCGCGAUGACUACCAAAACGACACAUUUCCAUCUCACUGCAGCGGCGCGGCCUACGCCGUGUCCGCCGGCAUGACGAAGAAGCUGUACUCCGUGGCCAACAAGACGCAUCACCUCUUCCUGGAGGAUGUUUACGUCACAGGCAUCCUUGCGAAGGCCUUUCAGCCCCGAUAUAUUGACGUGCGCGCCAGGAUCAAGAGAGUAACGCGAACGUUCGAGGAUAAGCAUUGGAACGGUAAGGUUUUGUUUACUUUGUUUAGCUGGCGUGUUAGAAAUGAACUCAGCUACACCCUGUGGGACAGAAUACUCGAGUACAACAACGUCUCUCGCCUCUCCCCGUGACGGCCGCACCACGGAACGCACCAGUGAACCAGGACUGAGGACGGACCAGAUUUACAAUAAGAGUGACAAAUAUGUCUAGAUAUACCAACAUGCUAGACCUCUUCCUUACCUCUAACCCUUCUGCUUACUCUGUCAAACUGUUCUCUCCGUUGGGCUCCUCCGAUCACAACCUUAUUUCUGUAUGCUGUCCUAGUGCUCCUGUUCAUCCUCUGGACCCACCGAAGAGGCGAUGCUUCCGACAUUUUGCCUCAGCUCGGUGGGACGACCAGAGGAUGUACUUUUCUGAUUUCCCGUGGAAUGAUUACUGCUUCCAGGAGCGAGACCCCUCUGUGUGUGCCCAGCGCAUCACAGAGGUGAUUGUCUCUGGAAUGGAGGCAUACAUUCCACGUACUUUCUCUACUCCUCAUGCUAAAAAGCCUUGGUUUAAUCAUGCUUGUUCUCGUGCUGUCAAAGAUAGAGAGGCAGCUCACAAAAGGUACCAGAGCCUUCGCACUCCUGCUAACCAUGAUCUUUAUAUUUCAGCCCGGAAUCGUGCCAAAUCUAUUCUUCGACUUACCAAAACAUCUUUCAUAAAUAGAAAAUGUCAAAACCUUGCUUUUUCUAAUUCUUCCCGUGACUUCUGGCACCUAGCCAAAAAUAUCUCCUCCAAUUUCACUUCUUCAUCUUUCCCUCCUCUCCUUAACCCUGACGGCAGCACCGCCGUCUCAUCUAUCUCUAAGGCUGAACUCUUCUCUCAAACUUUCUGUAACAACUCCACUCUGGACGAUUCUGGGCAUAUUCCUCCUACUCAUCCCCCCUCUGACUCCUUUAUGCCUGUUAUUAAGAUUCUUAAGAGUGAUGUUUUCUAUGCCCUCUCUGGCCUCAACUCUCAGAAGGCUUAUGGACCUGAUGGAGUGCCUCCUAUUGUACUUAAAAACUGUGCCUCCGUGCUGACACCCUGCCUGGUCAAACUCUUUCGCCUCUGCCUGUCAACAUCUACCUUUCCUUCCUGCUGGAAGUAUGCCUUCAUACAGCCUGUGCCUAAGAAGGGUGACCGAUCCAAUCCCUCAGACUACCGGCCUAUAGCUGGUUUUGUUCUCUGGAAGGUUGGAAAAUAUAAGUCAAAGUGAGGGAGCGAGGGAGGUUAGAGGGAAAGUGUUGGAGGGAGAUGGAGGGUAGGAGGGCGAUCGACUGACGAAAAAAAACUCACAGGAACUCAAUUAACCUUCUCUAUGGCCUUAUGAAACAGUGGUGAUGUGGGUGAUAGUGCCACACGGAAUCGUAAUGCCUUGGCACUUGGAAACUAACUAACUAACUAACAUCUUGAAACUGCUAGAUGAAGGAGAUAUAGAAGUUAACCAAGACUGCUCAAACAACCUUGGGGCGGCCGUAAAAGUGGUCCCAUGCACACCUGAACCGUACUAAUCAACUCUCUUCAUGAGCCGUGAAAUGAACGUAACGAAGGGUUGAAGGUAAUGGUUUUAUGGCUGCUUUCCAUAAACAGCAAAGACAGCGCGGGGGAUAUCACCUGUUGGGAGUUAACUGUUCAAUACGCCGCUAACGUGAUUACUUUCUACACUUUCAAGAGGAGAGUAUCAGGACGCCUCAUCUUGGCCCAGGAAAUUAAUUCGUAAGGAAGGCUCACAGUGAUACCAAUCUGAUUACUCUCCAUAAGCAGUAUUUAAUCAUUAUGGUGGUAAUAAUGACAGUAAUAACAGUAAUGGAAGUUUGAAACGAUAUAUAUGCUAGGAUUUCUGUAAUAAACGUGUUAUGUACCGGAA
This is a messenger RNA of Eriocheir sinensis (Chinese mitten crab), 3680 nucleotides long. Its product is annotated as beta-1,3-galactosyltransferase 1-like. Lineage: Eukaryota; Metazoa; Arthropoda; Malacostraca; Decapoda; Varunidae. The record is from RefSeq and is a predicted model, not a curated record. Gene Ontology annotation, cellular component: membrane. Gene Ontology annotation, molecular function: hexosyltransferase activity. The transcript is spliced from 6 exons. Bases 754 to 1920 code for a protein of 388 amino acids.